UCGACAUGGUCUGAAACUGAUGUUGUUAUUAGAAGUAAUAUCUGGAGAACAGCUACCCAAACCUGACCGAGGCAAAAUGAGGUUCCAUAAAAUAGCCAAUGUAAAUAAAGCUUUAGAUUAUAUCGCCAGUAAAGGUGUGAAACUUGUAUCCAUAGGUGCUGAA
This is a messenger RNA of Lottia gigantea (owl limpet), 163 nucleotides long. RefSeq lists its product as hypothetical. Lineage: Eukaryota; Metazoa; Mollusca; Gastropoda; Lottiidae. The record is from RefSeq and is a predicted model, not a curated record. Gene Ontology annotation, molecular function: actin filament binding. Gene Ontology annotation, cellular component: cell projection; Z disc; cell junction. The transcript has a single exon. The annotation marks the transcript as partial. Gene Ontology annotation, biological process: actin cytoskeleton organization; muscle cell development.